Molecule: messenger RNA, 1643 nt
Organism: Sitodiplosis mosellana (orange wheat blossom midge)
Lineage: Eukaryota; Metazoa; Arthropoda; Insecta; Diptera; Cecidomyiidae
Product: ataxin-3-like
Exons: 4
Coding region: 148-1134 (328 amino acids)
Biological process (GO): protein deubiquitination
Cellular component (GO): nucleus
Molecular function (GO): cysteine-type deubiquitinase activity
Source: RefSeq, a predicted model, not a curated record
GUUGGCAAUGAUUUCGACAAAAAUGAACGUGACAAUUGCAAUCGUUUCCAAAUGCAUACAAUUCAAUUGAAAUCAUCAUGGAUUUCUUUUUUUCAUUAAAGGAAAUCAAUUGUGCCGAAAUCAAAAUAAUCACACUGACACGCCAAAAUGUGGGACAUUUCGUUGAUUUUUCACGAAAAACAAGAGGGUAGACUGUGUGCUCAGCACUGUUUGAACGCGAUAUUACAGGGAUCAUAUUUCACAGCUGUUGAUUUAAGCGAAAUAGCAAUGGGACUGGAUGAAGAAGAGCGCCAGCAGAUGUCGGAAAAUGAAAAAGGUGUUGAAUCGGAAGACUAUAAAAAAUUUAUGCAACAAGAAUCGGGCAAUAUGGACGAUACGGGAUUCUUUUCGGUUCAAGUGAUUAGCAAAGCGCUGGCGUUAUGGAACUUGGAAUUAGUGCCGUUGAACAGUAGCGAUGGGAUUGCCAAAGACAUUCGUGUAAAUCCGACCAAAGCUCAAGCAUAUAUUUUCAAUAUGGAAAGCCAUUGGUAUUGCAUUCGUCGAUUCCGAUGUGAUUCCACGCAACGACCACCGUCAAACGAAACCUACGCUUACUUCAAUCUCGAUUCACUGCUCAGUCGACCGGAUUACAUGAGCAGCUCAUUUUUGACCGAAUAUCUCAAACAAAUGCAGAACGAAGGUUAUUCAAUAUUUGUGGUGAGUGGCGAUUUCCCCGAAUGUGCGGCCGAACCACUCAAAUAUUUGCCAAAUGCCGUCAUUCCGCCUCCCACACACUUCAUCGAUCUGACCAAGUCGGAUUCGAAGGCGUCCAAUGCAUCUGAAAAUGAUGAAGACAUUCAACGUGCCAUCCAAUUGAGCCUUGCCGAAUACACCAACAAGUAUGACCGAUACAUGCCGAGCGAAUGUAUGGCAGGCAGCAGCAGUGGUGGCCCAUCAACAUCAUCCAACACCAGCAGCGAUAGUAAAAGUGACACCAAUUCCGAUUUGGAUGCUGCGCUAAAACUGAGUCUCGAAUGUUUUAGUGGAACCGGGCAAGAGUUAAGCGAAUCAAAUAAAAAGGAGAAUCUGACGCAAAAUCAACUGCGAGACAAGCGAUUGGCAUAUUUUAGUACAAUGUCCUCGAAUGACAAAUAGAUGUGUGAUCGAUGAUCAAUUAAAACGACAAUUUUUCGUGUUUAUUUUUUAUUAAUUGUCACAAAACUAAAAAAAGAAAAAUCUACUCGAAAACAAUUUUUUUCUAGUUAAACUAUUUUAUCCUAGACGCAUGAUCACAAUCGUGAACGGAUCUUCUUACACAAAUGCAGAUCGUACAUGAUUGUACACGUUUUUUGGAAAUAGUUUCCUUUUAUACACAUAUAUGAAUUAACAGGAUUAACAAUUGUGUUUUUAACUAAGAAAUGAAGAAAAAGAAGAAGAAAAAUGGAGAAACAGUGAAGCGUGUGACUCUAAUUUAUUCGUUGUUAUAAGUUUAAGUUGGAAUUACGAGAAUAUUUGUACAGAGUUCUAGAAUUAACAAUGCGUUGCAAUCAUAAAAAAAACAACCAAUUAAAAGAUGUGCCUUUGAAGCCAAAACCACACAUUUGAAUUGACAAAAGAAAAAAUAAAAUCAAAAGCACCGGAAUCGACCGAUAAAUCAAACGAAA